Messenger RNA from Sander lucioperca (pikeperch), 2242 nucleotides. Its product is annotated as 5-aminolevulinate synthase, nonspecific, mitochondrial-like. The transcript has 11 exons. Gene Ontology annotation, cellular component: mitochondrial matrix; mitochondrion. Lineage: Eukaryota; Metazoa; Chordata; Actinopteri; Perciformes; Percidae. Bases 131 to 1972 code for a protein of 613 amino acids. The record is from RefSeq and is a predicted model, not a curated record. Gene Ontology annotation, biological process: heme biosynthetic process; hemoglobin biosynthetic process; erythrocyte development. Gene Ontology annotation, molecular function: pyridoxal phosphate binding; 5-aminolevulinate synthase activity.
AAAUGUUAUAAUUUCUCCAGCUGGAGUAAUAGAAGUAGCAGAAGAAGAACCGUUUUUUGGAAAACUGCCGAGGAACAAGACUGAGCAGCAUUUAAAUGAUAAAGGAUAAACCAGAACAAGAGUGUCGCAUAUGGACGCAGUGAUCCGCAGGUGCCCUUUCCUCGCUGUGGUGCCCAGUGUUGUCCUGCAGCUGGCAGUGAAGUCAUCACUGGCGAGCUAUGCCCAAAAGUGCCCUGUGAUGAUGGACCUGGCCUCCAGACCUCUGGCCAGAGCUCUGUCCUCUUCAGCUUCUGCAUCCAAAGGCUCUCCAACAAUUGAUGAUCAAAAGAAUGAAGUCAAGUUGGCCCCAGGGCAUGUCACGCCACCUGCUGGCCAGACUGUAGGCUCUAAAUGCCCUUUCCUGGCUGCAGAAAUGGUGCAGAAAAACAACAGGGUAGUAAGAGAGGCCAGCUUGGAGCUGCAAGAGGACGUCCAGGAAAUGAACUCUGUGCCCACAGGGAAACAAGAUGUGGAUUUAUCUGUUGCGGAUCUUAUCGAGGCAGACAAGGCCAACACAGGGGCACCAAAAACCCGUUUUAUACCCAUAUCUUUCAAAGUGUCUCACCUGCUAAAGACCAAUCUGCCUGAGGUAGUGACCUUCCAGUAUGAUGAGUAUUUUGAAAAGAAGAUUGAAAGCAAGAAGACAGACCACACAUACAGGGUUUUUAAGACAGUGAACCGGCGUGCCUCCUCGUUCCCCAUGGCAGAUGACUACUCAGAGUCCAUUCAUGCAAAGAGAGACGUGUCUGUGUGGUGCAGCAAUGACUACCUCGGCAUGAGCCGUCACCCCAAAGUCACCCAGACAAUCACCGAGACUUUACAGAAGCACGGUGCUGGUGCUGGAGGCACACGAAACAUUUCAGGGACGAGCAAAUUCCACGUGGAACUCGAAUACGAGCUAGCUGACCUGCAUGACAAAGAUGCUGCACUGCUGUUCACUUCUUGCUUUGUAGCCAAUGACUCCACAUUGUUUACCCUGGCAAAAAUGCUACCAGGUUGUGAAAUCUACUCCGACGCUGGCAACCACGCCUCAAUGAUCCAGGGUAUAAGGAACAGUGGGGUCAAGAAGUUUAUCUUCCGUCACAAUGACGUCAGCCACCUGCAAGAGCUGCUUGAGAAGUCUGACCCCUCCACUCCAAAGAUUGUUGCCUUUGAGACGGUGCAUUCAAUGGAUGGGGCUGUGUGCCCACUCGAAGAGAUGUGUGAUAUUGCCCACAAAUUUGGUGCCAUUACCUUUGUGGAUGAAGUUCAUGCUGUGGGUUUGUAUGGGCCCAGAGGAGGAGGGAUCGGGGACAGAGACAGAGUCAUGCACAAGAUGGACAUCAUCUCUGGAACCCUUGGCAAGGCAUUUGGCUGCGUGGGUGGCUACAUCGCCAGCACCAGCGCCCUGGUGGACACAGUGCGCUCUUAUGCUGCAGGCUUCAUCUUCACCACUUCCCUGCCCCCCAUGCUGCUGGCAGGGGCAAAUGAGUCCAUCAAGGUUCUGAAAAGUGAGGAAGGCCAGGUGCUCAGGAGGAAACAUCAGAGGAGCGUCAAGCUGCUCCGACAGAUGCUAAUGGACUCAGGCCUUCCGGUGGUCCACUGCCCGAGCCACAUUAUUCCUGUCCGGGUGGCAGACGCAGAGAAGAACACUGAGAUCUGUGACAUCAUGAUGUCUCGUUACAACAUCUACGUCCAGGCAAUCAACUACCCCACUGUGGCUAAAGGAGAGGAGCUUCUGCGCAUCGCACCCACACCACACCACACUCCCCAGAUGAUGUUCUACUUUGUUGACCGGCUGGUGAAGACGUGGAAGGAGGUGGGUAUGGAGCUGAGGCCACACUCCUCAGCAGAGUGUGACUUCUGCCAGCAGCCUCUUCACUUCGAGCUGAUGAGUGAGAGGGAGAAGUCCUAUUUCACAGGCCUCAGUCACAUGAUAUCAGCAGUAGCCUGAUAUUACUUAAAACAUGAAAUCCCUACCAGCCCCACCUCCUAUAGUAUUCAAGCUAUUUAUUUAAAUUCACAUUAAAUAGUCAAAAUAAUAAUACAUUUUAUUUAUAGAGGGUGCUCAAAGACACUUUAUGAAAGUUAAAAUGAUCAUCCAUUAUUAUUAAUCACACAUUAACAUGGCUCUGGCACCCCAGGUCCGAUGCUUGGUCCUGAGUGGUGGGCAUCAGAUAUGUGUGUAAAAUGUUCUCUGUCACCAAAAAAAUGUGUGGGUAAA